This is a messenger RNA of Desarmillaria tabescens, 798 nucleotides long. RefSeq lists its product as uncharacterized. The transcript has 2 exons. NCBI's taxonomy places the organism in Eukaryota, Fungi, Basidiomycota, Agaricomycetes, Agaricales, Physalacriaceae. The coding region runs from base 120 to 644 and encodes 174 amino acids. The record is from RefSeq and is a predicted model, not a curated record.
UGCUCCCCCGUGCUCUAGGUUCUUCACAAAAUAAUCCGGGAAAAUCCAUCAAAUAUCUCCGCGUGAAUUCUUCGUUCGAUCCGCCAUAUGAAAAAUACCACGAACUGUGGUAUUGGUUGAUGAGAAUGAGACGCCGUGUUGUCUCGCGCAUCGAAAAGCUCAUUCUCGACGCACUGUCUCUCCCUGCCCUCUCUGGUUUUCCUGUGGUUAUAGAAUUCUACUUCUAUCAUGCGUCCGAACUGAGCAUUUCUGCUCUGCAUGGCAUCAUGUGCCGCAUCAGCGCUCUGCCAUGCCUAGACACGCUGCAUGAUACUUUUUAUUAUCCUCCCAUGAACCGCGAGCCGCAGUUUUCUUCUUGCUUCCAUCAUCUUCGCGACAUCAACAUCACAGGACAGAUGAUCGACGCGAUCCCAUCCUUCAUCGCCAAGAGCCCAGGGUUGUUCCGUCUACGUCUGGUUAGCACCGAAACAUCUGUAACAAACCUCCACUCCGUUCUGGACCUCUUAUCUGCCUUACCGCCGGCAUUUCGUUGUUCUGUGGAGCAGCUAACCUUAGAGGGAAAUUUUACAUUGCCGCAACCUGAUAUUGUCCCCGUCAUCCCACACUUUACGCCACCUCACCUCACUCCGACUGCUCAUUCAUGACAUUUCAGAUGCGUUCUGGACUGCUCUCAGCAUGGAAAGCAUAUACACGUCAAAGAGUUAUCUGUCGUUAUUGGCAGCGAUGCCCUGUUGGACUGCUUGUGCUCGUUCUCGGGGAUCACCAUAAUGAUGCCUAUCGUAGACAGGGGGAAUCGAA